This is a messenger RNA of Styela clava, 1028 nucleotides long. RefSeq lists its product as uncharacterized. Gene Ontology annotation, cellular component: plasma membrane. Gene Ontology annotation, molecular function: G protein-coupled receptor activity. The record is from RefSeq and is a predicted model, not a curated record. Lineage: Eukaryota; Metazoa; Chordata; Ascidiacea; Stolidobranchia; Styelidae. Gene Ontology annotation, biological process: G protein-coupled receptor signaling pathway.
UGGUUUGAUUAUGAAUUCCAACCUACUCUUCUCGUACACGUCAUUACAAUGAGACCAGCAGAAGGCGAUUCAGUACUUGAACAACUCGGAUAUCACGGAAUCAGUUACGUAGUUGUUACCAUACUAUUGCCCUAUGCAUUGAUGCUUAUAUUUUGCACCAGUGCCGGGAUUAUUGCUUAUCGAGGUUUUGUGCGACAAGAAGCGGAACUCUGUAAAAGAACUGAACGCAACACUAGGAAUACGAAGGGCAAAAAGAGUACCAAAGAAAAACAGAAAACGUCGAUUAACAAACGAAUCAUCCAACCCAAAGUGUCCGUUCUAAUAACUCUCUUUAUAAUGAUUGCUGCAUUUACAAUAACCUUACUGCCCUUUGCUGUUGUUAUGUUUCUGUUUAUGAAUGAAACGUUGGAUUGUUCAAAUUUUUCAAUCCCGUAUGCCAUUACAUUUUACGGAAGCUUAACAAACAGUUUUAUGAACGCCAUAAUAUACAGUUUUCGGGACAAGAGAUUUAGAAAAGCAGUCUCCCGUCUAUUUUGCUCUUGUCGCAAUGAAAGAAAUUCAAGUUUUUAUCGGGUAGAACAAGGCCCCAACAAACGAGCAUAGAUAGUCUCGGAGAACUAUAUGGUAUGAUAAAUGCAAACAAACUAUUCAAAAAUGAAUUUUUGUUCGAUUCAAUUUUAUUGGCACAGCGUGCCAAAUGGUAGGAAAUAGUUGAAAUCAUUUGUUACGUCCAGGUAGUUGCACUUGUCAUCUGAAUAGUAUUGUACUCGUAUUAGAAAAAUCACAAAUAUAUAUAUAUAUGUCAUUGCACCUAAAUUUUUAAACUAAAAUGUUAACAAUUCUGUUCUGUAAUAACCCUAUAGUAAUAUUUUCCAUGGUGUGAUAAUGAAGCGCAAUAAAACUAGUUUAUUUAGCUUAUAGAAAGAUACACUUUACUUGAUCAAAUGUAUUUAUUGGGAUUAUUUUCAUUAUUGCUCUAUUGUGAUUUUGCUAUUUUCUAUCAAUGAUAUUACACAUAAAUAACUGUG